Scutellospora calospora is the source of this 331-nucleotide messenger RNA. The record is from the annotation of a GenBank genome assembly. Lineage: Eukaryota; Fungi; Glomeromycota; Glomeromycetes; Diversisporales; Gigasporaceae.
ACUUUUAAUAUUAAAAGAUAAAUUAGAAAUUAUUCGAAUUAUGCAACAAAUAUAUUUUUUAGCUAAACAUCAUUAUGCUACUCAUGGAUUAAGAGAUUUAAAAAAAUUAAAUACUCAACAGUUUAAUGAGACAAAAGAUAAAGCUUUAUUUAGACCUUUUGUUAGUUUAAAAAAAGUACAAUCAAUUGUUGAUCCUCUAAAUACAAUAUAUUCAGAAUAUAGUUCAUAUGAUAAUAAUGUUUCUAGUAUUCAAAUUGAUGAAAGUAAUACAAUUAAACAAGAAAAAAUAUUAGUAAUUGUUUCUAAACAUUUAUCAGAUAAUUAUCUAGAU